Coffea arabica (coffee) is the source of this 4699-nucleotide messenger RNA. Its product is annotated as formin-like protein 14. Lineage: Eukaryota; Viridiplantae; Streptophyta; Magnoliopsida; Gentianales; Rubiaceae. The record is from RefSeq and is a predicted model, not a curated record.
UCUUCCCCUUCACUACACAUUUGAAAUUUCAAAAUCCCAUCUUGACAUUGGAGAUAUAGAUACCCCACGCAAGAAUAUUAAAAAAAAAAAAAAAAGGCUCAAGAUUUCGAAUCCCAUUAAACACCGCCAUCCCAAUUCUCCAGGUGGGAUAUCAAAAACAGUAAUCUAACUGCUCCUAUACGUAGUGUAAUGGUACUUUAACAAGAAAAGGCUGGGAUUUUUCAGCUCAGUACUAGCAUUCAUUUCAGUUUCACCGAUUGCCCAAUUCAGGUUCUUGGGUUCAUUGGAAGUGGAUGUAAAAGUGAUUUUUUUGAGUAGUUAUUAUGUCCCUGCUGAGUAGAUUCUUUCACAGAAGACCGCCAGAUGGCUUGCUUGAGUUUGUUGAUAGAGUAUAUGUGUUUGAUUCAUGCUUUACGACUGAAGUAUUGCCUGAGGACAUGUAUCAGUUGUACUUGCAUGAAAUUGUAAAUGAAUUACAUGAGGGAUUCCCCGAGUCAUCCUUUCUUGCUUUUAACUUCCGGGAAGGUGAGAAGAGAAGCCAAUUUGCAGAAAUAUUGUGUGAAUAUGAUGUGACUGUCAUGGACUAUCCGAGGCAAUAUGAGGGUUGUCCUCUCUUGCCGUUGUCAUUAGUUCAUCAUUUCCUUCGAGUUUGUGAGCAUUGGCUUUUGGUUGGUAACCAGCAGAAUGUAAUCUUGCUUCAUUGUGAGAGAGGGGGUUGGGCACUUUUAGCAUUCAUUUUAGCUAGUUUCUUGGUUUUUAGAAAGUUGCAUAGUGGCGAGAGGAAGACUCUUGAAAUGGUUUAUCGAGAGGGUCCAAAAGGUCUGUUACAGUUGUUAUCACCGCUAAACCCAUUCCCAUCACAGCUUCGUUAUCUCCAAUAUCUCUCAAGACAAAAUAUUUCUCCGGAGUGGCCUCCCCCUGAACGAGCACUCUCUUUGGAUUGUCUGAUUCUUCGUUCCAUCCCAAGGUUUGAUAACCAAAAGGGCUGCCGUCCAAUUAUUCGUAUUUUUGGUAGAAAUCAUCUUAGUAAGGAUGGUCUAUCAACGCAAAUGCUCUAUUCGACAAGCAAGAAAAAGAGAAAUCUUCGACAUUACUGUCAGAAAGACAGCGACGUGAUUAAGAUUGAUAUUCAGUGCUUGGUGCAUGGGGAUGUUGUAUUGGAAUGCGUUCAUUUUGAUUUGGAACCAGAAAGAGAAGUUAUGAUGUUUCGUAUAAUGUUCAAUACAGCUUUUAUUCGAUCUAACAUCUUGGUUCUCAACUGUGAGAAUUUGGAUAUCCUUUGGGAUUCAAAGGCACGGUAUCCAAAAGGUUUUCGAGCUGAGGUGCUAUUUGGUGAUGUAGAAAGCAUCUCUCAUCCAAAACCUCCAACUACUAUUUUAGAUGGUGAAGAAACCGGUGGCCUUCCUAUCGAAGCUUUUUCUAGAGUUCAAGAACUUUUUAGUGGUGUGGAAUGGGCAGACACUGGUGAUGAUGCUGCUCUAUGGUUGCUCAAACAAUUAUCUGUCUUGAAUGAUGUGAAAGAUUUAUCACUAUUUCGGAGUAGAAUGAAUGGAUAUUCAUCACCUUUGGACUCUGAAGAUGAAAAUAAUGCCUCUAGUAUUGCUGAUAGUCUGGAUUUUCUGGACUCUGAGAAGGCUAACGAUCGAAGUUAUGGUGGUGCAGCAGAGGUGAAUUUUUCAGAUGAUCCUCUUUCUCAUGAUUAUAUGUCAGAUGAAGCUUCUGAUCGAAAGCCUGCUGAAAAUUCAUUGGAGCCAUCGACUCGAGAAGCAGUUGAUCCAAUUCAUUCACCUUCCCAAGUUGAUAGUCAUGUCAGCGUUGGUGGUGAUUCUGAAAUUACAAAUGAAGUGCAUGGAUCAAGUAUGGAAACUUUGUCCUGCCAGCCUUCUGGAUUGCUUCCUUCAUUAUCUUCCUCUGCUCUUUCAAGUGCAAUAGAUCCUCAGUCAUCACCACCCCCUCCCCCACCACCUCCACCACCACCUCCUUUUGGUACUUCUAGUAAUAGAAAAACUUCUUCACUGUCUCAACCACCACCACCUCCACCUCCCCCACCUCCUAUGGUCUCUAGAAAAGUGAUUUCUCCAUCCCUUGCUCCACCUUCACCUCCUCCUCUUCCUCCUAAUCAUUCUGGUAAAGGGCCUCCACCUCCACCCCCACCCCCACCCCCACCCCCACCCCUAUCCAGCUUUCCUAGUAGUUCUAUUAAGACAACUCCACCACCUCCACUCCCACUUAUUAGUUCGAGUACAGGACCUCCAGUACCAGCCCCUCCUCCUCCUCCUCUACCUCCCUCCAAUAAAAUUGCAAAGUCUCUGCGGCCGCCACCGCCACCACCACCACCCCCUCCUCCUAAAGCCACUUCAUCCAUCUCUUCACAGACAUCUCUAGCCUCACCUCCAACACCACCACCUCCUCCUCCUUCCAUCUCUUCGAAAGGACCUCCACCGCCUCCCCCACCUCCUCCUCCCAUCUCUUCCAAAGGAUGUCCACCACCUCCACCAAUUUCAUCCACCAGCAGAUCAGCAUCAUUCUCACCAGCACCUGCACCUGCACCUCCACCUCCGCCUCCACCACCUGCUCCAUCUUUUGGCAAUGCCAAUAAGCCCAAAACUGCACCUCCUCCACCUCCACCACCUGCUCCCUCAUCUCUUGGCAAUGCUGGUAAACUUCCAGCACUGCCCCCUACACCUCCUCCAGGUGCUCCACCACCUCCUCCACAAGCGCCAAAACCUCCUGGUGCUCCCCCACCACCUUUGGGGCGUGGUGCAGCACCAGCUCCUCCUCCACCGCCUGGUGGAAAGAGUUCCAGUGCUGCUCCGCCACCACCACCAGCUGCUGGAAGGGGAAGAACACUUUCAGGAACUGGUCAUGGCAGAGGUCGAGUUUCCACUGGUUCUUCAAUUCCCCCAAAGAAAGCUUCACUGAAGCCUUUACAUUGGGUGAAAGUUACGCGAGCAAUGCAGGGGAGCUUAUGGGCUGAUUCUCAGAAGCAAGAAAAUCAGUCAAGGGCGCCAGAAAUUGAUAUAACAGAGCUUGAAAGUCUGUUCUCAGUGGCUUCUGCUUUGGAUGGUAAUAAGGGUGGAGGUCGGCGUGGUUCUAAAAUUAACAAACCAGAGAAAGUGCAACUGGUUGAUUUGCGCAGAGCCUACAACUGUGAAAUUAUGCUUACAAAAGUUAAGAUUCCACUGCCAGAUAUGCUUAAUGCUAUUUUGGCUUUGGACUCAUCAGCCCUGGACAUUGAUCAAGUGGAGAAUCUUAUAAAAUUCUGUCCUACAAAAGAAGAGAUGGAAACAUUGAAGAACUACAAUGGGGACAAGGAAAUGCUUGGGAAGUGUGAACAGUUUUUCUUGGAGCUUAUGAAGGUCCCACGAGUUGAAUCCAAGUUAAGAGUCUUUUCAUUUACAAUUACAUUUUCCAGUCAGGUUAAUGACUUGAGAUCCAACCUGAAUACAAUCAACGAUGCUACAAAAGAGGUGAAAGAAUCUGCAAAAUUACGCCAGAUAAUGCAAACAAUUUUAACUUUGGGUAAUGCUUUGAAUCAGGGAACGGCUAGAGGAUCUGCUGUUGGAUUUAAAUUGGAUAGUCUUCUUAAAUUGUCUGAUACUCGUGCCAUAAACAACAAAAUGACCCUGAUGCAUUAUCUCUGCAAGCUUCUUGCUGAGAAAAUGCCAGAGUUAUUGGAUUUUGAUAAGGAUCUUGUUCAUUUGGAAGUUGCAUCCAAGAUCCAACUUAAGUCCUUGGCGGAAGAAAUGCAAGCAGUAAGCAAAGGUCUUGAAAAAGUUGAGCAGGAACUCACAGCAUCUGAGAAUGAUGGUGCAAUAUCCUUAGGCUUUCAGAAGGUCUUGAAGAAUUUCCUUCAUACUGCUGAGGCCGAAGUUAGGUCACUGAUUACACUUUACUCUGAAGUGGGAAGAAAUGCUGAUUCAUUAUCCCAGUAUUUUGGAGAGGAUCCAGCACGAUGCCCCUUUGAGCAAGUUACACAAAUUUUGGUAGUGUUCACAAAGAUGUUUAAGAAAGCACGUGACGAGAAUGAACAUCAGGCAGAGGCUGAAAAGAAGAAAAUGGUGAAGGAAGCAUUGAAGGAACAAGCAGCUAAUUCUUCAGCCAAGAAAGAGAGUGUUGAUGCUGAUAGACCAAAGUUCUUAAAAGAAAUCAAAGACAGGUUCCAUAAUUAAUUUGGUGCAAUUCAGCCACAAGGAAAUAGAUAAUGCUUUAAUGGAGUUGAGGACAGGAAAAUGCUGGAAAUCGUCUUAUCAUUGCUAUUGCGGCAGACAAACUUCCAUUCAUAUUUCGCGUCCUUUACAGGCUGUGAAAAAUGCUUGAUAGCGGGAAGAUUGAUUACUGCUGCUUGCACCUGACUUAGCAUCAGUUUAUAUGGUCUAUUUGUAGUGUUGUUGUAGUACAUAAGUUGGCAUAGUUUAGUCAGCUUAAAAGCAAAUUUACAUUUUCUUUUUGUUAGAUGGAUUUAGUUACAUGAUAUAUACGAAUGUAGCAAAUUGAGAGGGUCCUCUGUGAUCUGGAGGCUGCUCUGUGUUGUUCAUAUGAUGCUGUACAUGAGAAGUCAUAGAAAAGGAAGGUAUAGCUGAAUAGGAAACAGAAAACCAUCUUACCCUUUGAAUGCCUCUUUUAUCUUGGGCACUCUUUCUCCUCCAUUUCCAUUUCUUUCUCCCAUGGGUAUGUGCAGACUUUAUGCUUGAUGCCA